GACAUUUUCACUAGAGGACAGCGAUAAUCCCCUGUGUCACUGUACUUGGGGAAAGAGGCGCUGGUUCUGGACUCCGUGAAGGAGCUGUAGUUUAGUCGCUGUGAACAGUGACCCAUCCAGUGGAGAGGUGGAAACCACUGUUUGCGGAGGGCAGAGCUGAAGCUGGGUGGCGCUCUGCAAUCCACAAGACUGUAUAGAGGACAGUGAGAGAGGCGGCCACCGGCUGUAGGAUCCGCGUCAGGCAGUACAGAGGUGGCAGCGAUUUGGAUGGGAGGAGUUACCAGUCCUGCCAGUGAAAAAGUAUUCCUGCUGCGCGGAUUGGAGAAGCUUCUCUCAGUCCCAUAUUCUACUAGUGACGUAGGAGGUGGUGACAUAGUAAGGUCCCAUCAUCUCAGGUGGUUGUACAGCCUUAUGAAAAACCCAGACAGAUUUGCCGUGUCCAUGAUACGUCCCGCUUUUUAUAAGGAGAGAAAGAAAUUAACUUUUUUCUAGUUCAGUUUCAACCACCACAAAAGAUGAAUCCCAGUGCUCCCAGCUACCCCAUGGCAUCCCUGUAUGUCGGUGAUCUCCACCAAGAUGUAACAGAGGCUAUGCUGUAUGAAAAAUUCAGUCCUGCCGGUCCUAUUUUGUCAAUCAGAGUAUGUAGGGACAUGAUUACACGUCGGUCUCUUGGCUAUGCUUAUGUUAACUUCCAGCAACCAGCUGACGCUGAGCGUGCUCUGGAUACCAUGAACUUUGAUGUCAUAAAAGGCAAGCCUGUCCGCAUUAUGUGGUCUCAGCGAGACCCAUCUCUUCGAAAGAGUGGAGUUGGCAAUAUUUUCAUCAAAAACCUUGACAAAUCCAUUGAUAACAAAGCUCUCUACGAUACAUUUUCAGCCUUUGGAAAUAUCCUGUCUUGUAAGGUCGUAUGUGAUGAAAAUGGAUCAAAGGGCUAUGGAUUUGUACAUUUCGAGACCCAGGAAGCUGCAGAAAGAGCCAUCGAUAAAAUGAAUGGCAUGCUUUUAAAUGACCGCAAAGUGUUUGUUGGUCGUUUUAAAUCGCGCAAAGAGCGAGAAGCUGAACUUGGAGCCAGAGCUAAAGAGUUCACCAAUGUUUAUAUCAAGAACUUUGGGGAAGACAUGGAUGAUGAGCGGCUUAAGGAAAUGUUUGGCAAAUAUGGACCAGCGCUUAGUGUUAAAGUUAUGACUGAUGAAAGCGGGAAGUCUAAAGGAUUUGGCUUUGUCAGCUUUGAGAGACAUGAGGAUGCACAAAAAGCUGUGGAUGAAAUGAAUGGCAAGGAUAUGAAUGGCAAAGCCAUUUAUGUAGGUCGAGCCCAGAAGAAGGUCGAGAGACAAACCGAGCUUAAGCGAAAGUUUGAGCAAAUGAAGCAGGACAGAAUUACCCGGUAUCAGGGUGUCAAUCUCUAUGUUAAAAACCUUGAUGAUGGUAUUGACGAUGAGCGACUGCGAAAAGAAUUCUCGCCUUUCGGUACAAUCACCAGUGCUAAGGUAAUGAUGGAAGGUGGACGCAGCAAAGGGUUUGGCUUUGUGUGCUUCUCGUCGCCAGAAGAGGCAACAAAAGCAGUCACAGAAAUGAAUGGUAGAAUUGUAGCCACCAAGCCCCUGUAUGUUGCUCUGGCACAACGCAAAGAGGAACGACAAGCCCACCUCACCAACCAGUACAUGCAGAGGAUGGCUAGUGUCAGGGCUGUACCCAAUCCAGUCAUCAACCCUUACCAGCCACCACCCUCCAGCUAUUUCAUGGCCGCUAUUCCACCGGCUCAGAACCGUGCUGCAUACUAUCCGACUGGACAGAUUGCUCAAGUUAGGCAGAGUCCCCGCUGGGCAGCUCAAGGUGUUAGGCCUCACCCAUUCCAGAAUAUGCCAGGAGCCAUCCGAGCGGCUGCUCCAAGGCCGCCAACAUUCAGUACAAUGAGACCAACAUCAUCUCAGGUCCCACGUGUGGUAUCAGGUCAGCGUGUUGCAAAUACAUCGACCCAAACAAUGGGUCCUCGGCCUACAGCGGCGGCUGCUGCAGCGGCAACAUCUUCCGUGCGCUCAGUUCCUCAGUAUAAGUAUGCCGCUGGAGUCCGCAAUCCUCAGCAGCACCUUAAUACUCAGCAGCAAGUCGCUAUGCAGCAGCCUGCUGUCCAUGUGCAAGGGCAAGAGCCCCUGACUGCCUCUAUGCUGGCCUCUGCUCCUCCGCAGGAACAGAAACAAAUGCUUGGUGAGCGUCUCUUCCCGCUGAUUCAAGCCAUGCACCCCACUCUGGCUGGUAAAAUUACUGGGAUGUUACUGGAGAUUGAUAACUCUGAACUGCUCCAUAUGCUCGAGUCUCCUGAAUCCCUCCGCUCCAAGGUUGAUGAAGCUGUUGCUGUGCUGCAAGCCCACCAGGCCAAGGAAGCUGCACAGAAAGCUGUGAAUAACGCUACUGGAGUGGCAGCUGUCUAACAUGCAUGCAAACGGGAAACGUCAAAAAAACUUCCAGUUCGUUGGAGGAAAAUAUCAAAACAUGGAAAAAUUUAAAUAUUGCAAAAACACGGCAAAACAUAAAAUCAAAUAAAAAAGGAAAGGAAACGUCAAUGCUUACGUACAGACAAAUGCCAGGUCUGGCAUAUCACUGCUAGUCCUAGAUAUUUAAAAAACAAAAAAAAUUGCAAAAUGUAAAAACAAACAAUGGUUUUUUUAGACCUGGGGGAAGGCAUUUUGAACACAGUACGAGAAGUUAAGCAUUCCUUUCUUUGAUUUUGUAAUUCUUUACUGUGGAAAAGCUCAGAAUUUCGCCACUUGAUAGCUUGUGGGAAAGAUAGCUGGGCAAAGACAUAAUUUGGAUUAUAAAACUAUUACUUUAAUAAAAAUUUAAACAUU
This is a messenger RNA of Pseudophryne corroboree (corroboree frog), 2846 nucleotides long. It is a transcript of the gene PABPC1, whose product is annotated as poly(A) binding protein cytoplasmic 1. Lineage: Eukaryota; Metazoa; Chordata; Amphibia; Anura; Myobatrachidae. The transcript has 17 exons. Gene Ontology annotation, molecular function: mRNA 3'-UTR binding; poly(U) RNA binding; poly(A) binding. Gene Ontology annotation, cellular component: cytosol; ribonucleoprotein complex; nucleus. The record is from RefSeq and is a predicted model, not a curated record. The coding region runs from base 516 to 2429 and encodes 637 amino acids.